Messenger RNA from Mercenaria mercenaria, 10932 nucleotides. RefSeq names its product transmembrane protein 168-like. NCBI's taxonomy places the organism in Eukaryota, Metazoa, Mollusca, Bivalvia, Venerida, Veneridae. The record is from RefSeq and is a predicted model, not a curated record. The coding region runs from base 446 to 2620 and encodes 724 amino acids. The transcript is spliced from 6 exons.
AUAUGUGGCAGUACCUGAUCAACUGCGACUAUCCAAAUGACAAGUGCUAGUUUUUGUUUGAUAUUUCUUACGAAAACUAGCAAAAAAAUUUAUAAACAAAGAUCUACCGCCACCAAAUUUUCAAGGGAAAAGACCGAGCGGACUCGAAGACUGUGCGACACUUUCCGGUGUUAUGUGUGUUUGUCAACCCAAACAAAACUCUGACAGCAAGGUGUACAUUAAUAGAAUUCAUUUACUGAUAUACUUCUCUUGAGAUUCAAUUUUUCCGUCAGUAUAUCGCAUCUUUUCCGGCUUUAUUCCUGAAGCAGAUCUUCAAAAACAGAACAUAAAUGGUGGUUUUGAAGUGAAAAACUUAUACGGGUCUAGAUUUCGCCGGAUUCUACAUGCGUGGAAAUCUCAAAUGACAGGUAAUGGAUAGAGAAACUUCAUAUAACACAGCUUGUAGAUGUUAACUAAACUGCUGACAAGAAGACGUUGCAUCAGAGCUAUCCGCCAACUGCAAGUCGUCUUUUCUCAUUGUCUUCAUUUUCUACAGCAGUGCUGUCACACAUUCAUCAUGAAUAUUAAGGAUGCAAGAGCGAAACUUACUGUGGUAUAUCUGGGGUACCUGUCUGAUGUUAUGCUAACUGUUGCCCUGGCACUUGGGCUGUACACAGAAUGGACAAACUCCAGUAACACUAUAGUUCUCAUGAUAUCCUUAUGUGGAUUAUUUGUGUUUGUGAUCUCCUGUGCAUUGCAAUAUUACUUUAAUUACAGUUCUCUAGGUAAGGCUCUGCUUCACAUCUGGCUUGGAUGUAUUCUUGGUGUGAUAACGUUCAAUGAUUCUCAGGAAUACCAGUACGAAACCCUGCAAGAAUCCAUGGACAUCUUGUUAGUGACUAGUGCCGUCUUCGGAUGGUUCUGGAGCAUCUGUGAACGUUUCAUACAAACGAAAAAGCAUGAUGCCUGUAUGUUUUCAUCAACAGAAUGUUUAGAAAGUUUAGGAUUAAUAAUAGGAUCUCUCGUUAUAGGAACAGUAGAUUCAAUAGCUAUCUCACUAUGCAUUGUAGCAUUUAUACUGAAUCUCGCUGCCAUUAGAUUGAAGUCCUUACUUGGAAUUUUAACAUUAUUAUCAUUAUUUGCUGUCGUGAUACUUAUUUUUCUGCCCCGUUUGACUAGUGUGAAUGAUAGCGGAGUUCCUAGGACUGUUAACAUAUAUGGUUUGAUGUGCUUUGCUGGCCGCCAUUUAUUUGAACCCAUUAUCGAUCUUUAUUUUUCAAGUCUUUCAACACUUGAAAGAUGGCAGGCAUUCUUUACAAAAUCUGGCUUUACAAGAAGAUUAGUCAUAACUUCUAUUUUUUUAUUGAAUUUAGUGUCAGGUGCAGUGAUUGGUCGAUUAUCAGCCAAUCAUAAAGAAUGGUUUGUUGUUGUUCCAUUGUUCACAGUAUUUGCUAUAUUUUGGCUUUGCUUCCAUAUUUUAUAUCUAAUUACAACAUGGAAGCUGAUGAACAAGAUAACAGAAUGUAAUUUAACGUAUAACAGUUUAGCAGAGGACAAUCGCAGCAUGAACAGGAUCAUGGCUUCAAAGGGGAUACGUCACUUUAGUCUUAUAUCUAGAAGGAUCAUCUUCCUGACGCUAAUAACAACAGUAUUGUUAAUGGGAGUUGGCUGGGAAACCAAAACUAAUUACAGCAUUGGACUCGUCAUGACUAUACUACCUAUAGAAGCAGUAACAUUGAGCCUGUUUUGGGAACUUGGAGAUAACCUGGGUGGUACAUGUACAGGAUAUGCACUCAUAGCUCCACAUACAGGGCAACGGUCAGGCGGAGGAACCAAGUUACUGUCAGCUGUGAAUGUACAAGAAAUAGGGUCGAGAGCAACUGUCACUCUUAACAAGAUUCAGCAGUUCUUUAGUUUUAACAUGAUAGACAACUAUGGAUGUGACUUUUCAUCUAGUGGAAUUACAGAGGACUAUCUCAAGUCAAAGGUGACUCAGUUCUUUGACAGGAGGACAGGGGAUGGUCCCAGAUAUGACACAUAUUUACUGUACUAUUGUGGUGAUUGUCAUGACUCCGGAGACUGGGCAUUAACAGGAAAUGGAAACUUGAAAUUUGACACAUUAAUGGAAUGGUGGUCUCAGAAGAACGGAGAUUCUGGUUCCCGUUUAAUCAUUGUCUGUGAUACUCAGCAUUCAUGGCGCUGGGCUCAAGAUGUUUCCAAAAUAGAUGACAAUUUUGUGGCUUUGCAAACUUGUAAAUUUACACGAAUGCCCGAUCCAGAAUUCGGUGACAAGUUGACGGUUGGUACUUUUACUGAUGACUGGGUAACUUAUAAUCUCACUGAUGAUAUAGAACCUGCAUGGUCUGAUAAGGACAGAAUUAUUCGGUCAGUUUACAAAGUCUCAAAGAACUGGACAAAUUUUGUGUUCCACUUGCCAACACCGGAGGAUAUAGAAGACCAUUGGGAGAGCAACUUUCCAAAAUUUACAAAGCCAUUGAUCAAAGGUGUGAACUUUUUUGAAACUGGAGGUUUGUGCUGCUGUUGCGACGGUGUUCGGCGAUGUGUAAAACGUAAAAGAAUGCAAUGGCUGCCACCUAAGGCAUGGGAAACAGGACAUGGUUUUAAACUUGUCAGGUCUUAAACUUCAUGUAUUGGCAUUUUACAUGGUUAUACAAUCAUUUUGAUAAAACUUGUUUUUAGUUCAUUUUGACAACAGUGUUUUGAUAUCUUUUUCAUUUAACAAACUUAUAUUCAUGUAUUCACACUGUUUUUACAAUAGUCCAUAUAUGAUAUCAAGUGAAUGUUUAUUUAUUUAUAACAUUUGUUUAUUGUGUUGCACAUUUGUGAUAGUAGGUGACCAUUAAUGUUUUCAGGAUAGUAGGUCAAGGUCACAGUGAAGUCUGACUCAAGGGGUUUUAUGAUCAAUUCCUGGAGAACACAAGAGUCUAAAGUCAUCAGACCUUAAAGGGUGAUUGUCAGUGGUCAGAAGAUUUCCCAAAUUGUUUUAGGGGUCAGUAGGUUAGAGGUCAAGGUUAAGUGACCAUUAAGACUAGAAAUUGUUUCUGAUCAAUAAAUUUAGACAUUUUCUGUCUAGGGCUGUCAUGCUUUAAAGGAUGAUUGUAUGAGGUCAGUAAAUAAUCUCUACCAUUUGGGGGUCAGUAGGUCAAUGGCCAAGUGGGCUGAAAACAGUUUCAUAUCAGUUACUGGAGAACUGCCUCUGGUCAAGAUGAACCCAGCUGCUUUUGAGGUCAGUAGUUGAAAGGUCAAGGUCACAAUGUGUCCAUGAAUAACUUGUCAUGCUUUAUUUGAUGAUUGUAUUUUUUGUCAGUAGAAGAGCCCGAGCCCGGUUACUUUCAUGAUCAUUCUGGCUAAAGUCAAGGUCACAUCAUAUUAAGACUGAAGAUAAAGUAGUUAGAUAUCUCUUUCAGACCUUCAAAGUGAGCAUCUUUGUUUUACAAACAGCUCUUGUAUUAAUUUUUGUCACUGUUCUAGAUUCAUAUGUUGUUAUAUAGUGAAUAAUGGCUUAAACAUUUUUACAAAAGAGACAACAGCUUCAUUUCAGUAACAGAUUUAAAGUCAAUUCCAAUUUUUCCAAUUUUCGUUUAAUUCAAUUUAUUUUAUGCACAUGAUUCAAAGAGUUUUAUUGGCAUUAGUCAGAAGUAAAAAGUUAAAAAGUUUAAAAUUCAAGACAUUUUAUCAGAUUCUCUAUUAUGAGGUGUGUUACAUGGAUGAAUGAUUGUCAUUUGAAUUGCCUUUUUUCAGAAAAAUUCAGAAAGAUGUAUUUUUUCUUUAACAAUGUUGAAAUUUUUUUCAGUUCUGCAAUAAAGGUAUUUCUUGGUUUCCCUUUGUCUUCAGUAUACGGUAUGACUAUAUACUGGUUUUAAAGCAUAAGAAAUGUCAUCCAAUAAAAAAAAUUUGUUUUGAUCGACAAAUUUGAAAAAAAUUAUACCGUCAUUGUAUGAGUAUAAGAGGCACUUUUUUACCGAGAUUCUGGUCAGGAAGGACCGAUGCGACCUAUACACAGGUAUAGAACAAGACCACAUUUUUUCCCCAACUCAAAAAUAAGAAAAUCGAUCUUUGUUUACCCCGCACUAUCUUUGUUUACACCGUGUACCUUUACAUUGAAGAGAAUUCAAGGGGAGUAACUACCUAUGAUUCAGGCAUAGCUAACAGCCGGUAUCGGGACCUGGCGUCUUAAAUUUGUAUUAAAUGUAAAAUUAAGAGCUCGCAUAAAAACUUUAGAUAAAUAAAUGCUGUUUUUCAUUAAAAUGUAUUUUACAACUCAUCAAGUUUUUAACAAAACCUGUGUAAAAUUUUCCCAUGUGUUUUCACACAUUUUGCAAUAAAAUAUUUGAAACUCCAUAUCAAGUAGCCCGGAAAUCAAUAGUCUAGUCUUCAAACAUAAUUUUGAUAUUUGUCUAUAAUCCCCUUGUUCAUCGAUAAAUUCACGCCCAAGGCAUUAAUUAUCUUACCACCUACUGUCACAAUCUGCAAACAAUUAACCAUUUAAUCAUUAUAUAUAACCCGGGGGCAAUUGUAAACACGUGCAUGCGAGAUUUUAGACUGAUCCAAUAACAUCAUAGUCGCUGAUCCGUAGUGUUCAAAAUCAUUUGAAGUCAUUCUACCGCAACCUGCCAAAGAGUACUUUUGUUUUUGCUGGCUUCAGUAUUUAUGGAGCAAUCAGGAUGUGGCAGUUUAAUGCUUACACCUAGUUUAUGCUUUUCAAUUUAAAUACUUGCACAACAUGCAAAAAAAAUUGACCAUGAUUAAGCAAAAAUUGGCAAGUUCAUGUUUUAACAGUUAAAAUUGCCUAUAUUUCUAAGAAAGAAAAAAACACUAUAGAAACCAUGCAAAACUAUAGAGAAUUCCGGACUAACAUAAAUUCGGAUAAGUGAAUUUUAUCAGAUAAAUUGCAAUUCAUACUACCCUAAGGAUUUUGCAAGUUUAUAAAAAUUGAUUGACAUUCCUUUUGUGAUACUGCAAUUAAGGUAUUAGGCCCCUAAUAGUAAUGUUUAAAAAAUGGCAUUUGCUUGGUAUAUUGUUACAGUUGACCGUGCUUCGCACUUUGUUGCAAAUUUUUAAAAACUUUUACCGUGCCGUUUUUUAGCUCACCUGUCACAAAGUGACAAGGUGAGCUUUUGUGAUCGCGCGGUGUCCGUCGUCCGUCCGUGCGUCCGUGUGUCCGUAAACUUUUGCUUGUGACCACUCUAGAGGUCACAUUUUUCAUGGGAUCUUUAUGAAAGUUGGUCAGAAUGUUCAUCUUGAUGAUAUCUAGGUCAAGUUCGAAACUGGGUCACGUGCCAUCAAAAACUAGGUCAGUAGGUCUAAAAAUAGAAAAACCUUGUGACCUCUCUAGAGGCCAUAUAUUUCAAAAGAUCUUCAUGAAAAUUGGUCAGAAUGUUCACCUUGAUGAUAUCUAGGUCAAGUUCGAAACUGGGUCACGUAGGGGUCAAAAACUAGGUCAGUAGGUCUAAAAAUAGAAAAACCUUGUGACCUCUCUAGAGGCCAUAUUUUUCAUGAGAUCUUCAUGAAUAUUGGUCAGAAUGUUUAUCUUGAUGAUAUCUAGGUCAAGUUCGAAACUGGGUCACGUAGGGUCAAAAACUAGGUCAUUAGGUCUAAAAAUAGAAAAACCUCGGACCUCUCUAGAGACCAUAUUUCUCAAUGGAUCUUCAUGAAAAUUGGUCAGAAUGUUCAUCUUGAUGAUAUCUAGGUGAAGUUCGAAACUGGGUCACGUGGGGUUAAAAACUAGGUCAGUAGAUCUAAAAAUAGAAAAACCUGGUGACCUCUCUAGAGGCCAUAUUUUUCAUGAGAUCUUCAUGAAUAUUGGUCAGAAUGUUCACCUUGAUGAUAUCUAGGUCAAGUUCGAAACUGGGUCAUGUGGGGUCAAAAACUAGGUCAGUAGAUCUAAAAAUAGAAAAACCUUGUGACCUCUCUAGAGGCCAUAUUUCUCAAUGGAUUUUCAUGAAAAUUGGUCAGAAUGUUCACCUUGAUGAUAUUCAGGUCAAGUUUCGAAACUGGGUCACGUGCGGUCAAAAACUAGGUCAGUAGGUCUAAAAAUAGGAAAACCUUGUGACCUCUCUAGAGGCGAUAUUUUUCAAUGGAUCUUCAUGAAAAUUGGUCAGAAUGUUUACCUUGAAGAUAUCUAGGUCAAGUUCGAAACUGGGUCACGUGGGUUUAAAAACUAGGUCAGUAGAUCUAAAAAUAGAAAAACCUUGUGACCUCUCUAGAGGCCAUAUUUUUCAUGAGAUCUUCAUGAAUAUUGGUCAGAAUGUUCAUUUUGAUGAUAUCUAAGUCAAAUUCGAAACUGGGUCACGUGGGGUCAAAAACUAGGUCAGUAGGUCUAAAAAUAGAAAAAACAUUGUGACCUCUCUAGAGGCCAUAUUUCUCAAUAGAUCUUCAUGAAAAUUGGUGAGAAUGUUCAGCUUGAUGAUAUCUAGGUCAGGUUCGUAACUGGGUCAUGUGCGGUCAAAAACUUGGUCAGUAGGUCGAAAAAUAGAAAAACCUUGUGACCUCUCUAGAGGCCAUAUUUUUCAUGAGAUCUUCAUGAAAAUUGGUGAGAAUGUUCACCUUGAUGAUAUCUAGGUCAAGUUUAAAAGUGGGUCACGUGCCUUCAAAAACUAGGUCAUUAGGUCAAAUAAUAGAAAAACCUUGUGACCUCUCUAGAGGCCAUAUUUUUCAAUGGAUCUUCAUGAAAAUUGGUCAGAAUUUUUUAUCUUGAUGAUAUCUAGGUCGUAUGUGCUCAAAAACUAGGUCACUAUGUCAAAUAAUAGAAAUAACGACGUCAUACUCAGUUGAGCACUGGGUCAUUUAGGGAUAGGUGAGCGAUUCAGGACCAUCAUGGUCCUCUUGUUUAUAAAAUUUGUGUAGUUUAUGGUAUUUCCUCAAGCUCAAGUAGAGACAUAUUUCAAGGUGGCGGCCUGUAUCCAAAAUGUUUGCAGAGAUUUCAUUAUAUCAUUAUUUUUUAUGAAAGAAUCAUCAAACUAUUGUUAAACAAUUAUAAAACUAAAAAAUAAAAGUGUCAGUAUCAUUUUUUUCUAGGGUGCCUCAAGUAAACGGAUUUAAUGAGACAGAAUUCUAUCUCAAACAUUGAAAAAUUAAGGCCAAAUCCUGCGGGUCUGUUUUGAAUUUUGCUCACUUCAUUCAAAAAUAACUGUGGGGCAGAAGUAAAACUUACCUAAAUUUCUUCCACAAUAUGUAAUCUAAAGAAUGAAGGCAAAAUAGAGAACUUUUACCGCACGUAACUCAGUAUUUUUAAAGAUGUCUAACUCUACCCCUUCUAUUUCAGAGGUAAAUUCACUUUGAACAGCAAGAAAUUGCUUAUCAAAUGAAUAUUUUCCAUUUUUGUACAAUAAAUCAAUAACAAGUCUUGAAAGAAGUAAAAACUUACUAGAAAAAAAGAAAAAUAAGGAAAAAAAAUUUUGGUCCCAGUGGGGCUUGAACCUACGGACCCCUGAAAAUCGCAGUCAAAGUAGGUUUAUGGUAGAAAUUGAAUACUCUUCAAAAAGGAGAUACUCUAUUAUGGGCCUAAUACCUUAAUUAACAUGAGAAGAAUUCCCAGUGUAAAUAAAUUUAGUUUUAAUCUAAAUAUGGACAAUCCAGAGCAAGAGAUUCCCUUUUUUCUGCUACCAAUACAUGGUUGUAAGCAUUUGUCUAGAAAUCCAUUGAUAUUUUUCACUGUCUUAUACAUGAGUGCGACCUAUACUCGUAUGAUUAUGGUACUGCGAGCACCUUUUCAUGAAAAUCUUACUUAUGGUCACAUUGUUACAGUCAGGUAUUACCAUAUGCAUAGACAUUUUGUUGUACCCCCCGACAACAAAGUUGUAAGGGGGGGUAUACUGGUUUCAGGUUGUCUGUCUGUCUGUCUGUCUGUCUGUCUGUCUGUCCGUCUGGUCGUCUGUCCGUAGACGCAAUCUUGUGCGCACCAUCUCUCCUUAUCCCCUUGACACAAUUUAAUGAAACUUCACACAAGUGAUCAGUACCAACAGUAGUUGUGUAUGGGGCAUGUUAGGUUAUUUUAGAAAAAAAAAUUGCAGAGUUAUGGGACUUUGUUUUUUGUUACUAUACUAUAUACAUAGACACAAUGUUGUGGGCACCAUCUCUCCUCAUUCCCUGGACACAAUUUAAUGAAACUUCACACAAGUGAUCAGUACCAACAGUAGUUGUGCAUGGGGCAUGUUAGGUUCUUUUAGAAAAUUUUUUUGCAGAGUUAUGGGACUUUGUUUUCUGUUACUUUACUAUAUACAUAGACACAAUCUUGUGCGCACCAUCUCUCCUCAUCCCCUUGACACAAUUUAAUGAAACUUCACACAAGUGAUCAGUAACAACAGUAGUUGUGCAUGGGGCAUGUUAGGUUCUUUCAGAAAAUUUUUUUCCAGAGUUAUGGGACUUUGUUUUUUUGUUACUAUACUAUAGACAUAGACACAAUCUUGUGCACACCAUCUCUCCUCAUCCCCUUGACACAAUUUAAUGAAACUUCACACAACUGAUCAGUAACAACAGUAGUUGUGCAUGGGGCAUGUUAGGUUCUUUCAGCGACAAAAAUUGCAGAGUUAUGGGACUUUCUUUCUUGUUAACAUACUAUGUACAUACAGUCUGCAUAUGCAAUCUUGUGCGUGCCUAAUCUACCAAACCCUUACACACAAUUUAAUGAAACUUCACACAAGUGAUCAGUACCAACCCUAGUUGUGCAUGGGGCAUGUUACAUUCCUUUAGAUAAAUAUUCUGCAUAGUUAUGGGACUUUGUUUUUUGUUACUAUACUGUAUACAUACAGUCUAUAUACAUACAGUCCACAUAACUAUGCAGUCUUGUGUGUGUCAAAUUGCAAUGUACUGUGUCAGUGCAUGCGGGGGGUACAUUCAUCACCUUUAGUGAUAGCUCUAGUUCAUUCUGUUGAAGAAAACACAAAGAAACUAGUCUCACAUCUUUAAAAUUUGUUCAAAAGCAGCUUUUUGUCAUAAGAUGACAUUUUCUUUUUUAAAAUAAUUAUUACUUCUCCCUGUAUGACUGUAAACUGGCCCUGUUAAAAUGACUUUUGAAGAUGAAAGUCCAAGGUUUUGUGUGUGUUUUUUUUUACAUUUAUUUCAGAUAUUUACAGUUUUAAUAGAUCUCUCUAUUGGAAAGGUCUUGAAAUUGGAGCAUAUAUCUGUUACACUAUUACAGUAAUCUGAUCCAUGACGGGGCCUCCAUGGUCGAGUGGUUCAGGUCACUGACUUCAUAUCACUUGCCCCUCACAGAUGUGGGUUCAAGCCUCACUCGGGGCAUUGAAUUUUUCAUGUGAGGAAGCCAUCCAGCUGACAUACAGAAGGUCGAUUGUUCUACCCAGGUGUUUGCCUAUAAUAAAAUAAUACUUGGAGGGGCACCUAGGGUGUUUCUCCACCAUCAAAGCUGGGAAGUCGCCAUAUGACCUAAAUUGUGUUGGUGCAACAUAUCAACAAAAACAAACUUAAUCCAUGUGAAAGACUUGUCUGUAUGGUUUGUGUUGAUGACUUUAGAUAUGCUUACAUAUGCAAAAUACUCCCUAGACAGACAUAAUCAGACUUGGAUCUCCAGAGUAUUUAUGUUUUGUGUGCAAUAUGUGUUGGAAUGAUCAUUAGUUGUGCCAUGUAAGUGAAAACGAAACAUUAAAAUUGAGCCGUGUCAUGAGAAAACCAACAUAGUGCCUUUGCAACCAGCAUGGAUCCAGACCAGCCUGCGCAUCUGCGCAUUCUGGUCAGGAUCCAUGCCGUUCGCUUUCAAAGCCUAUUGCAAUUAGAGAAACCAUUAGCGAACAGCAUGGAUCCUGACCAUAUUGCGCAGAUGCGCAGGCUGGUCUAUAUCCUUGCUGGUCGCAAACGCACUAUGUUGGUUUUCUCAUGGUGCGGCUCAAAUUUAGAGGAGAAAAAAAUCACUUGAAAAAAUGAGAUCUUGAUCCCUGUUUAGGUAACUUUUUAUGGUAAGCCUGACUAUAUUAAGAGUUGGUAGAACUCUUGUAAAUUUUGUAUGUAAGCUGGUAUCUGAGUGACCACAAACUGGGAAUGGAUUUAAACCUCACACACUUGUUCACUGUGAUAAUUUGACAUGUAGUGCGCAGGUUUCAAUACUCCUUUUUGCAUUUUCUUAAAAGUUAUGUCCCUUUUUUUGAUACAGAAUUUUUUGUUAAUGUUUUAAAUGUAAGUUGGAAUCUUAGUAACCACUAAGUGGGGAUGGAUUAAAACUUCAUACACUUGUUCUCUGUGAUAAUUUGACAUGCAAUGCAUAGGUUUCGUAACUCAGUAUUGCAUUUUAUUAAAAUUUUGACCCUUUCUGAAUUUGGCAAUUUUUGAUUAAGCUUUUGUUUAUAUGUAAGGUUCACACACUCAUUCACAUUAAUGAGCUGGUAUGAAAUGCAGUUGGUCAAAAAAUGUUGUUUAGGUGGACAAAUUUAUGUUUAAACAUAACAAUUUUUGAUGAAGUUUUUGCAUGUAGUCUGGUAUUUCAGUAAACACAAAUAGAGUAGAUUUUAACUUCAUCAUUUUGAUGAUCUUAUGUGAAUUUUGAUGAACUGAUGUGAAUUUUGAUGAACUGAUGUGAAUUGCACAGUUUCUUUAAGUCUGUUCUUGAUUUUAACAGAUAAAGCCACUUUUUGACAUUGUAUGUUGUGAUAAAAAUUUUCUAUUUAUGCUGAUAUCUCAUUUAGCAUUUUUAGAGAGAAGUGUUUUAUGACUCUAACUUAUGUUUAAGCAAAUUUUAUACGUACUAACUUCCGUGAAUUUAUUCAGUCGCAAGGAGGGUCUAUACAGUAAACUUGGCUUAUACAUUAAAUGAUAUUUUGAUGUGAUAGGGUCCUUGAAUAGUUAUACAAGGUACAUAAUACUUAAACUUUUGAACAAGUCUUUCAGUGUAAUAAUCUAUAUGAAUAAUCAACACUAAAGUGUUUUAAUGAUGUGCAGCAUUCCAAUUUUUGUUCUUUAUUAAUAAAGGAGAUAUGUAUCGUA